AUGUCCGGCCUCAAAAACUCGCCGUUCGGUAAACGCCUGCGCGCAUCUCACCGCGAGGUGCCCUCCGCCUCGGCAUCCUCUUCCGGUUCUGCAUCCUUCUCUUCCACCGCAUCUGGAUCAUCAAGUACCGCAGCUGCAUCUGGCUCUGGCUUUGCUUCCGGGUCCGGGGAUGCAGAGAGUACAAGUACAAGCACGCCACGUAAGGGAAAGGAGAGAGUGAACGCCAUCUUUGGGGGUGCUUCUGGGAGUAGUAGUACGCUUGGAGGGGCCGAGUCAUCGCCGUUUGCGUUUGGUAGUGGGAUGGGGAGUAUGGGAAUGGGGAGCAUGGGCAUGGGCAGAAUUGUGAAAGAAUACGGCGACCGCUUUGUCCCGUCGAAAGACUCUGGCGAUAUGAGGACGUCGUAUCAUUUGAUGGAGGAAGGUGGAGGAUCUGGAGGUGGGCCGUCCACGCCGUCGAAGAGUAGGAUUAUCCCAAGUGAGAGUGAUGCACUCAAAGAGCAAGCGAAUGCCAUUUUCAACUCGAUAUUGCACACGGAAGUUACCCCUCCAUCACCACAGCGCAGCGGGCGCGGGGGCAGCGGGAGCGGCUCACCCACGCGCCCACCCAUCGCAUCUGGAUCCACACUCCCCUCUACACCGACCCGCGCGAAACGCCGGCUCUUCGCCUAUAGCUCACCAUCGACUACACCCACGCGGCGCCUUGACACGCCGACGGACGAAGCGUACUCACUGUCACCUGUGCGCGCGGAGAGCCAGCGGUUAUUGCUCAGCCCGCGCAGGCAGCUUCGGAGUGUAUGCAAGACGCCGUACCGCGUGCUCGACGCCCCCGAGCUCGCAGACGACUUUUAUCUCAAUCUGGUGGACUGGUCGAGGACGAAUGUGUUGGGUGUCGGACUCGGCGCGUGUGUGUAUCUGUGGACGGCGCAGACGGCUAGCGUGGCGAAGCUGUGUGAUCUCACACCGGCGAACGACACCGUCUCGUCCGUUGCAUGGGUGCAACGCGGGAGUACGCUAGCAGUCGGCACUCUCGCAGGGCGUGUACACAUCUACGACGCGGCAACGCUGCAGCUCCAACGCACCUACCCCGCAGCACACGCACAGCGGGUCGGUGCGCUAGCGUGGAACGCACAUGUGUUGAGCUCGGGGAGUCGCGAUCGGAUGGUACAUCAUCGCGAUGUGCGCGAGCCAGGGCAAAGGCCUCAGCGACGGGGAGCGGGACAUCGGCAGGAAGUGUGUGGGUUGAAAUGGAGUGGAGAUGGGAGUGCGGGGGUUAAUGCUCCUGGUGUGUAUUUGGCCAGUGGGGGGAAUGAUAAUAAGGUGUGUAUAUGGGAUUUGAGGGGGAGUGGGAGGAGGGGCACGGGUGGGAGAGGUGCUGCUGCUGGGACUACUGCUAUGGCGAGUGGGACUGGGACUGGGAGGGCGGGGGGUAUUGGAGGUGGAGUUGGUGGAGGUAUUUUGAGUACGGGUGCGAGUUCGAGUAUUGCUGGGCCGUCCACUACGCCUGGAGCAACGACGACGGCGGGAGGUGGAGGAGGAGCGGGGGCUGGGGCAGGAGACGAGACGACGCCGGCGGACGUGCCACUGUGGAAAUUCCAUGAACAUACGGCAGCUGUGAAAGCGCUCGCGUGGGAUCCACAUGUGUCGGGUGUGCUUGCAACCGGUGGGGGUACGCAGGAUAAGCACAUUAGGUUUUGGAAUGUGGGUACGGGUACGAUGUUGAAGGAGUUGGAUACGGGCAGUCAGGUCUGCAACCUCAUCUGGUCGCUCACCUCACACGAGCUCGUCUCAACGCACGGCUUCUCAUCCACCACUGCCCAAAACCAAAUAUGCAUUUGGAAGUACCCGUCGCUUUCGAUGGUCGCGUCACUCACGGGCCAUACGAACCGGGUGCUGUACCUUGCGAUGAGCCCGGAUGGGGAGACGAUUGUGACGGGUGCUGGGGACGAGACGUUGAGGUUCUGGAAUGCGUUUCCGAGGGUUGAUGGUGGUGGGGGUGGUGCGAGUGGGAGUGGGGGACAUGGACUUGGAAGUGGUGGUGAUGGGUGGGGUAGGGGCCGUAGAGAGAGGGAGGAGAGUCGGUUGGAUUAUGGACGUUUGAUUCGGUGA
Molecule: messenger RNA, 2106 nt
Organism: Psilocybe cubensis
Lineage: Eukaryota; Fungi; Basidiomycota; Agaricomycetes; Agaricales; Agrocybaceae
Product: Fizzy-related protein-like protein
Exons: 3
Coding region: 1-2106 (701 amino acids)
Biological process (GO): positive regulation of anaphase-promoting complex-dependent catabolic process; positive regulation of ubiquitin protein ligase activity; anaphase-promoting complex-dependent catabolic process
Cellular component (GO): anaphase-promoting complex
Molecular function (GO): protein binding; anaphase-promoting complex binding; ubiquitin ligase activator activity
Source: RefSeq, a predicted model, not a curated record